AUGGCUUCUGUCGAUCUGCAAGAAAAGGCAAAUUUUACAAGACUCAGUAGACUUUUGGUUGACAAAGGAACUGAAGCUUUGAGAAAUACAUUUGAUGCCAUACAUCCUCCUGCCAACCUACCGGUAGUUCUCAAUGCCAACAGAACUUCCCUUCUAAGGUUAAAACCUCGAGUUAUUUAUAAUUCCCAGUGGGAUUUACUGUUCCCUCCAUCCGGUAACCCGCCAAACUCGAAAAACUUUGAUGUUACGUUACUUACAGUUCUGUUUCGGAACAUUUGUGGUUUACCAUCAACAGGAUGGGGUGCAAUGCCUCCGGACACGGACAGAUCAAUGCAAGCAAAUAUCGUAAGACUCAAGUUCCUUAGAAAUGAAAUUUAUGCGCACGUGACGGCAACUCAAGUGGAUAAUGCAAAAUUUGAAUCUUUAUGGCAAAAAAUUUCCCAGGCUUUGGUCGAAUUGAAAAUUCCACAGAAUGAUGUCGAUGAUUUAAGAACUUCUCCUUUAGGGCCUGAAGAAGAAGAAUAUGUGAAAAUACUUAAUAAAUGGAAAUCACAAGAAGAGGAAUGUAUGAAAAUGCUAGAAGCCAUUGAAUGUUCCAUAAAUCGUUUGACACAGAUUACUGAAGAAAACUGCGAUGGAAUAAAACGACUCCAUCAGUCGGCUUUGGAGAAAGACCUUCAAUGUUCCAUCACACAUCCGUCACAAGCUUCCAAGGAUACCAAUCGUGAAAGAAAUUGCAGCAAAAAGAGUGACGAAGAUCUCUUGCGAAAACUCGCAAAGCUUAAUUUCAAGAGUAAAAUUAAACGUAAAGUCGAGUUGUUCCAUCCUGGCACGCGAGAGUGGUUAUUAAAGCGAGUUGAUGAAUUUAUCGAAAAUGAGCAAAAAUCAAGAAUGUUGUUGCUAACAGCUGGUCCUGGGUUUGGUAAAAGUGUGUUUGCUGCUCACGUCUGUGACGAAUUUAAGAAGAAACAAAAGUUGGCAGCUUGUCACUUUUGCGACUUCAGUAAUCCAAUCCUAAGAGAUCCGAUGACGAUGCUGCAGUCCCUUGCAAGUCAGAUGUGUGAAAAUGUCACGGGUUUUAAAGAGAAGCUUCUUGAUCAAUUAAAGCGACCCCAUCCCGAAGUCCGAAGCCUGAAUUCUGCCUUUACAAUAUUCCUACAAAACCCCCUUGAUGAAUUGGAGUUAGAAGAACCCAGUUUAAUCGUGAUCGAUGGCUUGGAUGAAAGUGAAGCAGAUGAUAAGAAUGAAAUUGUGAAUUUGAUUGCUGAUUAUUUCCCUGAUCUUCCUCAGUGCAUCAAUGUCUUAGUGACGAGCAGGCCUGCAAACUUUGUGAUUUCCGUAGCAAACGUAAGCGGUGUUAAAAAAAUUCAUAUUGCAAUUGGUGAUGCCGAUAAUAAAUCAGAUCUUCGACUUUACCUCAAAGCUAGCCUUCCACGUCUAGCUGAUAGGAACACAAACGAUCCCCGAUUUAAUAGAUUCCCAGAAGAAAAUUCAUUAGAUGAUUCAGAAGAAGUUUCAGAAGUUGAUUCAGAAGAAGAUUCAGAAGAAGACUCAGAAGAAGAUUCAGAAGAAGACUCAGAAGAAGAUUCAGAAGAUGAUUUUCCAAAUUUAGAAGAUAGUAUGUUUUAUGCGCUUGCUAAGAAAUGCGAGGGUUCAUUUCUGUUUGCGUUUUACAUUCAAUUCGAGCUGAAAAAACGCGAUGACCUUGAUAAGAUGACGCUUGAUGAGAUUAUAAACUUUCUCCCAAAAACCCUAGAUUCCGUUUACAUGAAAUAUUUUAAACGUCUCGAAGACAAGCUUAAAGCGAUAAUUCCUGACAAUCUUGAUGUAUUGAAAAUUCUGGAAAUGCUAGCGGCUGCUGAAGGACCUCUUCCCCUCACGUUUGUCACCCGGGCUCUUGGUUUGGCUCCAGAUUGUCGUGAAACAAGGAAAAUUAUCAACAACGUCAAGGAGACGAUAUCGUGCUUGCUCUACGUUUCUGAUGAUAUGGUGACCGUUUUUCACAAAUCCGUUGUUGACUGGCUUCUUGCAGAAGGCUACGAAGAUCAUGAGUAUACUGUCAAGCUCAGUGUUGGAGAUACAUCUCUUUGGCUAAUCUGCGAAAAAAUUUUUAACGACAUUAAGAAGACAGUUUACUCGGGACAUGAUUUAAACUUAACUAAUGACGUGAAGUACGCUCUGGAUUAUGGUCUUCGACAUCUAGUAGAGUGCAAGAUGAGAGAAAGCUUCUUUUGGUUGAUAGAUGUUGUAAUCAUACACGCUAUUUUAACUGAACACUUCAAAAGUUGGGAUAAAUAUUUAUUGUUAAUAUGGGUAGAAAUUCUUAAAGGUGCUGUGGACGUAGAUGAUAAACUACGAGCACAAAUUUCGUGGCAUGUCGUUGAAAUCGAUUUUCUGGAGAGAUCCGUUGCACGAUCGGUUCGAAAUAGAUUACCAUUGUAUUAUUUACGGAGUGUUGUUACUCGUUCUCCAGAAGGAUAUUUCAAUGAUAAUGAGAAGAAAAGUGCAGAGUCGCUUUUGUCAAAGGUCCCACGGUUUGUUGAGUUUAAUUUUGAUGAAGUGGAAGUUAUGCCCCGUUCAGUCUGGUAUUGCCGAACGGCAAUGAUAGCAGAUUAUUUUAUGAGUUCAUUUGAAAUGAUAAUAGCUAUUGGUUUGUCUCACCGUAAGACAAUGGCAGCCGUUGCACGAGGAAAUGGAACAAUUAGUGUGAUAUCCGUACCAGGUUUGGUUGAGCUGUGGUCGUAUUCAACUGAAUACCAAAGUAUUUCAUGCUGUACAUUUGCUCCAGACAGUUCGUUCGUUUUGUUUGGAAAGCUGGAAACAGUUCUGGACAUUGCUAAAAGAGAGGAAGUGCCAUUUUUUCACGGAAAUAAAGAGAAAUUCACGUCGUGUGCAUUUUCCCCGAACGGCAAGAGGCUGGUAAGUAGCGAUGGUACACAAACUAUUAAGUUAUGGGACGUUGCUAAGCGAAGCUUGCUGUCGUCACUUUGUGCUGAUGUUACUGUUAAUUCGUGCUCCUUUAGCGGCACAGGUUUGUUUAUCAUUGGAGACUGGAUAGAUCAAUUUCAGAGUGUUCACGAACAAGAUGCACUUUGCGUUUGGAACGCCAUUACAUGGCAAAGGAGCGAUGAGCGAAACUUGCUCGAUGUAGUAGUAAACAAAAGAACGGUAUGCCAUAGUAAGGUAUGUCACCGUUGUUUCCGGCCAGGAUUUAUUGAACUAGGCACUUACGCAAAAUUAGCAAUCGGACCAUUCACACUGUCGGGAGACUGGAAACUAUUAUUGGAAGCAGGUGUCUACAAUGGUGUAGAGUGCAUUUUUGCAUUGGGCGGGCAACUUUUAAUUGUCAUGGAAGACACCCAUUUCAACAUGCUUGAUGCCUGGCCUGUUUAUUGCCCAGAAACUAACUUGUUCUGGAUGAAAAUAACGUCGAUUGAAGAUGAUCUAUGGUUCUCUGCGGAUGAGGAAAAACUAACUAUCUUUAGGGCAUUAGCUCCAACACAAGAACAUCGUUCUCCCCUGCCACGUCCUACUCAGGUUUUUUUGUGUUCGUUUUCUCCUGAUGGCUCCCGACUUGCAACCUGUACUGAGGAUGGAUGUAUCAGCAUUUGGAAUGUCGAUACGACCCAAGUUGAACAACGUUUGAAAAGUGAUCAAGGCGAAUCGUCAUUUGCUUGUUGGUGGUCGAAAGACUUCUUGUUCGUGUUUGAUUUUUUUGACAGGAUUCCCAGCUUGUCAAAAUACCCGAUGGAAAUCAAUUUAAAGGUUCUAUUCACUCAAAGCCAGCAAGUGUCGCUGUGUCAUUUGGUGGACCAGUUCGUAUGGUUAUCAGGAAUUGUUGAUUUUUCGAAGGGCAUACUCAUCUUCGAGUGUGGAGAGAAGCCUGUUAAAGUUCUCGAUGUCAACGGAGUUGGGGGACCGCGAAUGGUCAACUUACCUGGGAUUAAGCCUGGAAUGAGUGUUACAGUCUCGGGUGGUGCUUCAUUUGUCUUUGGUGCUGAUGAAUAUACGUAUUAUAUUUGGAAAAGAAAUGCCCAGGAAGAGCUGGAUGACCAUGAAGUCUUUUUUCACGAGUCAUAUGCAGAGCCUGAACGCGAUUUUGUAUGUUGCUUCAGUAACGAUUCAAAAGUCGCUGUUGUUUUUGAAAGUUUGUUGGGCCACACCAAAAUAUUUGACCUGGAGACCGGUGGUCAUAAAAAUGUAAGGUUUGAUAUCCCUGGUGGUUCCAGGCUAUUUUGUCUCAACAAAGACAGAGUUGUUAUUGCUGCUUUCCGUGGCUUUUUAGUAUUUUUUGACAUGGACUCUGGUGCUUGUCUCGACUGUUCCUUUCAACGACAUUUAAUACGAGUUUCGCAAGGAGAACUAAAACUUUCCCCAAACGAAACCAUGAUAGCUUUUCCUAAGAUAAAUGGCGAUAUGGAGUUUCUCCGACUAUGCAUCCCACAAAGCUCUGUGUUGUCCAGUAUUAAACGUCAGGCGUCUACUAAAUGGCAUAGGGACAUAACUGGGUAA
Paramuricea clavata is the source of this 4512-nucleotide messenger RNA. The record is from the annotation of a GenBank genome assembly. NCBI's taxonomy places the organism in Eukaryota, Metazoa, Cnidaria, Anthozoa, Malacalcyonacea, Plexauridae.